This is a messenger RNA of Sinocyclocheilus rhinocerous, 1384 nucleotides long. RefSeq names its product PRELI domain containing 3 (gene prelid3b). Gene Ontology annotation, cellular component: mitochondrial intermembrane space. The record is from RefSeq and is a predicted model, not a curated record. Lineage: Eukaryota; Metazoa; Chordata; Actinopteri; Cypriniformes; Cyprinidae. Bases 102 to 686 code for a protein of 194 amino acids. The transcript has 6 exons.
GGGCGGGGCCUGAGCGGCAGUGUUCUCGGUCAAACGGCGGAAGCGGCGCGGUGUCUCCCAGCGGCUCUCGCGCAUUAAACCUCUACAAUACAACAAGAGCCAUGAAGAUCUGGACGUCAGAACACGUUUUCAACCAUCCGUGGGAAACCGUGACCAAAGCUGCCAUGCAGAAGUACCCAAACCCCAUGAACACCAGCGUGUUUGGCGUGGACGUGUUGGACCGUAACGUGGACCAGCGGGGACGACUGCACAGCAAACGGCUUCUCAGCACCGAAUGGGGCCUGCCGUCCAUCGUUAGAUCGAUAAUUGGCAACAUGCGGACAUGUACGUACAUCCAGGAGCACUCCGUAGUCGAUCCCAAAGAGAAAACCUUUGAGCUUCAGUCCACUAAUAUCACCUUCACUAACAUGGUGUCUGUGGACGAGCGGCUCGUUUACCGACCGCACCCAGAGGACCCGGAAAAGACCAUGCUCACCCAGGAGGCCAUCAUCUCUGUGAAGGGCGUCAGUCUCAGCAGCUAUCUGGAGGGACUCAUGGCCUCCAGCAUCUCCAGCAAUGCAGGAAAGGGUCGUGAGGCGAUGGAGUGGGUGAUCAGACGUCUGAACACAGAGAUCGAGGAGCUCGCCAUCACAGCCAGAGGAACCCUGAGGACACCUAUGGCCGCCGCCGCCGUCACCGAGAAAUGACCGCCUUCCUCUCUGUCGCCGCUCUUCUCCACGCGUCUUUCUCCAGUGGUGGAAGUUCGUUCUCGGCGUCCUGUGCACUCAAGCGUCUACAUUAGAGGCUGACGGGGACACGGCCUGAGCUUUAACAUCGACCGACAAACUCUCAAACCUAGUUUUAAUGAAUCAGUAUAACGGGACACACACAUGCUCUCUGAUGCGAUGAUGGAAGAGGAGCGUAUGCCAAACCAUUCAGCUCUGUUACACAUGACUCUUACAGUCAGAGAGCGCAGCUGUUGGACGCUUCACCAGCACUUAUACACUUGAAAACUGUUAGUAAUAUUAACUACUAUUAUACUAGUUACACUUAAUCCAAGCAUCAAGGAAGGGAACAAACUAAUCCAGACUAGAUUUGAAGAGGACCAUCGCGGAUUCGCUGGAUUUUUCAGACGCUGAGCACUGAAGAUCAUCAUCAUCAUCAUCAUCAUCAUCGAGAAUGUGCUAUAUAAUGUUAAUGUCUCCUUCCCUCGGUAGUGAACAUUUGUGCUCUUGCUGUGACUGUAAGUGGGGUGUUGGAUCCGGAUGUGAUGAUGGGAAACAUCAGAAGAGGGUGAAAUACAUUCUAUUUAUUUAUUUAUUUUUGGUAGGUUUAUGUUAUUUCAUGCAUCCAUGAAUCACGACGUCAUUAUCUUCAUCGUCAGCGAUGGGUAACAUGAAUAAAU